AUGGCGGCGCCACCUCCACCGGGCCUGCGCGCCGGGCAGGCCGAAUGGAUCGAGGUCCCCAGGGCCGAGAAGCGAAGAGGAGGAAAAGGACCCCAGGCUCGUGCAGGUGUUACAUGCCCCACCCCGACGUCUGUUGAACAUGCUGACAUCCAUGUCAGGAGCUACACUUUGCACUCCAGGGAGCGGUACGUCUGCAGCUCUGGUUUCAAGCGUAAAGCCGGCACGUCCAGCCUGAUCGAGUGUGUGCAUAACAAGACCACGAAUGCUGCCCACUGGACAGCUCCCAAUCUCAAGUGCAUCAGAGACCCCUCCCUGACUCGCCAAAGGCCAGUGCCACCCUCCACAGUAGAGACGGCAGGGGUGACCCCACAGCCAGAGAGCCUCUCCCCUUCUGGAAAAGAGCCAGCAGCUGCAUCUCCCAGGUCAGACAUCACAGUGACCACAGAGACAGCUGCUGCACCAGGCUCCCAGCUGAUGCCAUCAGAACCACCUUCCUCAGGGACUACUCAGAUAGGUGGCCGUGAGUCCUCCAAAGGCCCACCUCAGACAACAGCAGAGACCUUGGGACUCACACCCUCUGCCUCCUCUGAGACACCAGGUGCUUCUCCAUUCGGCUCCAGGGAGGCCACUGUGGUCAUCUCCGCGUCCGUCCUGCUCUGUGCAGUGUGUGCUGCGUCUUUCCUGGCAUGUUACACCAGGACAAGCUCUCACUCCAAGGAGCUCAAACUGCUUACCUUAAAAUGGCCCCAAAAGUUGCUUCUCAGGAGGGAGAUUCUAUUAGCCACGGGAGAAGGUGCUGAGCCGGACACUCGGCUCUGGAGGGGGCAAACUUUCCAGCUGCCCAGUGUUGAAAUGGAAAACAUGGAAGUUGUGCCAAUGACUGGGAGGACCAGCAACGGACAGGAUGACACCGAGAACUGCUCACACAACCUCUGAAACUCAGGGGAAACCAGCCCAGUCACAUGUGGAGCAAAGGAGCUAGCUCUGCUUCAGCUAACGAGAAUCUAGAAAAGAUGGGAGGAGUUGAGUGCCAGGAGAAAGCCCACCAGGAUGAUCAGAUGUCCCUGGUGUGAUCUUGCUGGCUGUGCUGGCCUGGACACUGUGCUGGCUCUGUAGGAGCGAGUGGAUUCUCCAACAUCCGAUGGAUGCUGCCGUGCUCACAUCCAGGGCCGCUACCCAAAGUCCAAGCAGCCAAAGCUCUCCCAGGAGAGGCUAGAGGCUGCAAUCAGGGUUUUUGCUCCUGUUUCACUAUGACGUUAUUCAGGACAGCUUGUCGGCUUGACUGUCAUUUCCAUCCCUCAUCCUGACUUGCAAUUUACACAGACAAGGGAGCCGAGAAAGGCAGAAGAGAUGCUGAGCCCAAUGAAUCCUCUCAAUUGAAGGAUUCAGAAAGAAGAAAGUGGAACUCAGUGACAUUUUAUGUGUAUAGUCAUAGGCAUUUAUAUUUAUACUUUUUGUCUAAUAUAUCUACCUUUUAUAUAUGAUUUGUAUUUUGAAAUUGUGCCUUGUAUAAACAAAAUAAAGCAUCUAUUUUC
Messenger RNA from Galeopterus variegatus (Sunda flying lemur), 1535 nucleotides. RefSeq names its product interleukin 15 receptor, alpha (gene IL15RA). The transcript is spliced from 9 exons. Gene Ontology annotation, molecular function: interleukin-15 receptor activity. Gene Ontology annotation, biological process: interleukin-15-mediated signaling pathway. Lineage: Eukaryota; Metazoa; Chordata; Mammalia; Dermoptera; Cynocephalidae. The coding region runs from base 1 to 936 and encodes 311 amino acids. The record is from RefSeq and is a predicted model, not a curated record. Gene Ontology annotation, cellular component: plasma membrane.